AUGUCCUGGAGAAGAUAUUUCAACAUCGAAGACAAUCCCGUAGGGCGGGAAUUUUUAUUUGGAUAUCAGGGAAAGUUCAAGCAUUCUCUUCGGGAGUGGAGACAUGAGAUAAAGAAGAAAUGUUUUGAUUGUUUCACUCACAACUGGGAGAGGAUAUACAAGCGAGAUAAGAGGGUUGAGCCUGAGCACUUAGCUGCACUUAUAAUAUUGUGGGGCCAAGAGGAGCACCAGGAAAAAUGUAGGAGAAAUAAACUUAAUCGAUGGAAAAAAGAUUAUGAUCAUCAUACGGGGACUACUUCAUUUGCCCAGAUUGAGGAUCAAUUUUGUAGGACAACGAACGCUCCCUUUAUCCCACUACCAGAACUGCACAGGAGAACGAUGGUUCAAUUUAAGAAGGGGUACGAUGACGAUGAGACUAAGAAACAAAAGCUAGAAUUGGCCAAGAAAAUACAGGAAGCUCUGGAAAACACGUAUUCUGAGGUUGUUGCACAGAGCCAAGAGCCCCUGACUAGAGAGCAGAAUUAUAAUGUGAGCCAUUUAGUUUGUGGACUUUCCAAAUAG
This is a messenger RNA of Asparagus officinalis (garden asparagus), 561 nucleotides long. RefSeq lists its product as uncharacterized. NCBI's taxonomy places the organism in Eukaryota, Viridiplantae, Streptophyta, Magnoliopsida, Asparagales, Asparagaceae. The transcript has 5 exons. The record is from RefSeq and is a predicted model, not a curated record. Bases 1 to 561 code for a protein of 186 amino acids.